UAGAAUUGACAAAUCAGUUCACAUCCGACGAACGGAGGGUCGGUGGAGGGUAUACAGAGUCCAUCUUCCCACACCAAAUUUCUCUCUCUACAACCUCACUCCUAAUCAACAUUUUCUUUCUCUAGCUCUAACGGCGGAGCUCCGGUGAUUCCAUGGUUGUUUAGCGGCGGGAUGUUUUUGUCCGGCCAUUUCCCCUGCUCCAGUUUGUUGUUUGUUCUACAACACUCUCUCUAUCUCUAAUUUACAAUGCAGCUUCUUGUUCACAAUGUCAGAAUCUUGAUUCUUUUACUUAGAAAAGCUGUGUGAAAAUUGGCUCCAUUUGCAGUUGUGUGUACUGUAUUUUUUCUUUUUCUUUAUCCUUGAUCUCGCUCUUUCAAAGCUCGUUCUCCAAUUUAUCAUUUGUCUUUCUUUGCUGCUACUUGAAUCUGACUUCACUCUCUUUCUUUCUUACCUUUUUCUUUCCAUUUUUUUUCUUUUGUUUGAGCUAACCUUUGAAGCUAGAUUCUUCCCUUUUUAUCACUUUCUUUCUUUUGCCCCUUUCCUCUUUGUCUCUGCUUAGACCCAUUUUGAAUCUGUAAAAAAGUUGCUUUAUUAGCUUUUGGUCACCUAUUGGGCUCCUCCUGUUCUAAAGAUUAGGGAUUCAUUUCUUAAUUUUAAUUAUCUUUUUGGGUUUUCUUUUAGAAUGUUUAUCUUGUCGUUACCAGCUAAAUUCAAUGUAGGUCCCCUGAGACUCUGAUAUUUUUUUUUAUUCGGGCAUUUUUUGCUCUUUGAACCCUCUAUUCACGAUGAAAUUCCAUAGCUGUUUGCCUCAUUGAAGGUGAUUUUAAACCUCAGAAACAGAUCCUAUAUUUUGCAGCUAAAUUAUUCAGGUUGGGAUAUGCUUAAACUUGUGUCCCAUUUUUAUAUGAUAAGAUGUCUUUGUCUGUGUAAUUAUUGCAGCUCCUUCACUUAGUCUUAGAUGUUCUGUUUCUUGUUCCAUUGAAAGUUUCAGCAUUACUGCAACCAAGGGGUUAAAAGUAUUGAGAUGAAUGGGAUUCAGAGAAGAAAAGUUGGUAAUGAUGAAAAGCCUUUCCCUGGCUGUCUGGGAAGAAUGGUGAACCUCUUUGAUCUGAGUACGGGUAUCUCUAGGAACAAGCUUCUUACUGAUGCACCACAUCGUGAAGGUCCUACUCUCUCGAGGAAUCAGGCAGAUGUGGCAAGGAUGUUUAAUCACUCCACAAAUCAGUCUGAAGAUAAUCUGAGUCAGACAGUGCCUGAAUUGCAGAGAGCAUCAAAUAAGAGAGCAAGCGGAACACCUGUGAAGAUGCUUAUAGAUCAAGAGAUGUCUGAAAUGGAGAGUACGCAUAAUCCACCCAAUGUGGUUGCAAAGCUAAUGGGGCUUGAAACUCUCCCUCAUCAGUUUUCUGGUUCAUCUGUUCAAAGAAACAAUGUAAGAACCUGCCCGAAGAGUAGAAUUGAAAACCAUGGAGUGCUAUUAGGAUGUAGGGAACAUAGCGACUUCUUAGAAGAGGGAAUGAAAUAUCAAGUCGAUGAAUGUUCAGAGCAGAAAGAAUAUAAAGAUGUUUAUGAAAUAUGGCAGCGAUCUCCCCAAACAAACUAUAUUAAAGAAAAACUGCCAAAGGGAAUGGAAAGUGAAGUUGUGAAUGAUAGAAAGAUGGCUCUUGUUCGCCAGAAGUUUGUAGAAGCAAAACGCCUGGCCACAGAUGAGAAACUGCGGCAAUCCAAGGAAUUUCAAGAGGCACUAGAAGUUUUAAGUUCCAACAAGGAUUUGUUUGUCAAGUUUCUGCAGGAGCCAAAUUCUUUAUUUACUCAGCAUCUGAAUGAAUUCCAGUCCAUCCCUCCAUCUCCCGAGACGAAGCGCAUCACUGUUCUUAGACCUUCAAAGGUCUCUCGGAAUGAAAAAUUUACUGAUCUUGAGAAAAAAACCUAUAGACAAUCAAGGCUACCAGCUCAGAGGGGUCAGUCGGCUACUUUGGAUAAAAGUGAUUCAAGACUUUCUCCUACUCCAGCUACUAAUAGAACUAAUGAAUAUGCUGUAGGUGUUCAACCAACAAGAAUAGUGGUUUUGAAGCCGAGUCCUGGGAGGAAUCUUGAUAAUAAGCCCAUAGCCUCAUCACCUGGUCCAUUUCCUAGAGUGGUGCAGGAUGGAAGCUUCAAUGAAGGAUUUGAAGAUGAUGAUGUGAAGGAAUCAAGAAAAUUUGCAAGGAAUAUUACUCAGAAAAUGUGUGACAAUCUUUUGGGUCAUCGAAGGGAUGAAACUUUGAUUUCUUCCGUGUUUUCAAAUGGUUAUACUGGUGAUGAAAGUUCAUUUGAAAAAUCCGAGAAUGAUUAUGCAGUAGAAAAUCUGAGUGAUUUGGAAGUCAUAUCUUCCUCUUCACGACAUUCAUGGGAAUAUGUUAACAGAUAUAGUAGCCCAUAUUCGUCAUCCUCAUUCAGUCGAAUAUCAUGUUCUCCAGAGUCAUCUGUGUGUAGAGAAGCCAAGAAGCGACUGUCGGAAAGAUGGGCCAUGAUGACGACACAUGGGAACUAUCAAGAGCGUAGGCAGGUUAGGAGAAACUCAAGUACAUUGGGUGAGAUGCUUGCACUGUCAGAUGCAAAGAAAUCAACAGUAACAGAUAAUGAAGUUAAUGAACAUGAACAAAGUGAUUUAGACCCCUGUCUUAAUAGUGAUGAAAAUAUAGAACGUCUGGAUGAUUCUCCCACAACACUUGAAAUGUCGAAGUCUGUUUCAGGAUCUUCUGCAUUGUUUGGUGUGCUUAAUCUUGAAGCUUCAGAUCUUGAUAUCGUCAAAACUGAUGAUCCGAAGUGGCUAGGAAAGCCAAAGGGUGUCAAGUCAUCAUUUAAUGAGAAAGUUUCAAGUUUAUUUUUCUCUAGGAAUAAGAAAACAGUUAAAGAAAAAUAUAGUGGAUCUCAAACUAAAGAUGAACCCCAAUCUUGUAGUGCCGAGACACUCUCAUCCUCAGCUUUCAUUCAUCAUUCAAGAGGUUUGAGUAAUGCUGCAUUUCAUUCUAAUGAUGGUGAAGGGUGCUCAGCCGGCACUUCUUUCCUACAUUUAACUAAUGUGGUUGGAAGAGGAGGUGCAGUUCAUCAUGAGGCAGGGUUGUCAGUGAGAAGGCCAUUCGUGGCUGGAAAUGUUGGUGAAAAUCAGGAGCAGCCAAGUCCAAUAUCCGUUCUGGAACCACCAUUUUCUGAAGAUGACAACACACAUUUAGAAUUGUCCAGCUAUUUGAAGCCAAGGAAUCAGGAGUUCUGUAUGCCAUUGAAGAAUAGCCUCAUCGACAAAUCACCACCUAUAGAAUCAAUUGCUCGGAGUAUAUUUCGGGAUGGUUCUUAUUCAGGUUCAUCUGCUCCUUGUGCACUCAAGUCUCCACCAGUUUCCACUUGUCUGAAGGAAGAACAAAACUGGCAUUGCCUUGUUCAAGCCCUUCUUACCAUGUCUGGUCUAAGUAAUGAAAUACAACAAUGUAGCUUAUUGUUUACCAAGUGGCAUUCACUUGCCAAUCCACUAGAUCCAUCUCUAAGAAACAAAUAUGCCAAUCUAAGCAGCAAAGAGCCAAUGCUCGAGGCUGAGCGAAGACAGCUACGAUCAAGUAGGAAGCUAGUGUUCGACUGUGUCAAUGCUGCCUUGAUCAAUAUAACAAGUCAGGAACUCGAUCACAGGCAAACCAAAAUAUUGGCCCACGACACAUCACUAACAUUAUUGGACUAUGUUAUGGUCAAACUGAAAGAUUGGAUUUGUGGUGAAUCUAGAUGUCUUACAGGAGACAUUGGGGACAGCAACAGCCUAGUAGUGGAAAGGGUAGUCAGAAAAGAGGUAGGAGGAAGAAACUGGGAUGAGCAUCUACUGAUGGAAAUGGAUAAUUUGGGGAAAGAAGUAGAAAGGAGAUUAUUGGAAGAGCUUUUGGAAGAGGCUGUUGUUGAAUUGACAGGUAAAGUUUGAUUAGAAUUUGCUUUUCUUUCUGUUGUAUUCUAUAAAUUAAUUCAUUACCUCUCUCACCUUUGUACCUGAUAUUCAAUAAUGAUGGUCCACUGAUUUAUUUUGUGA
Molecule: messenger RNA, 4045 nt
Organism: Cucumis melo (muskmelon)
Lineage: Eukaryota; Viridiplantae; Streptophyta; Magnoliopsida; Cucurbitales; Cucurbitaceae
Exons: 5
Coding region: 1025-3940 (971 amino acids)
Source: RefSeq, a predicted model, not a curated record